Octopus bimaculoides (California two-spot octopus) is the source of this 4824-nucleotide messenger RNA. RefSeq lists its product as uncharacterized. Lineage: Eukaryota; Metazoa; Mollusca; Cephalopoda; Octopoda; Octopodidae. Gene Ontology annotation, biological process: regulation of DNA-templated transcription. Gene Ontology annotation, molecular function: DNA-binding transcription factor activity, RNA polymerase II-specific; RNA polymerase II cis-regulatory region sequence-specific DNA binding. The record is from RefSeq and is a predicted model, not a curated record.
GCAACAUAUUUAAAGCUUAUUAUAUCAUACAAUUAAUUAAACAAACCGACAUUGUUUACUUGGGUAAGUCGUGAAGGCAUCGUGCAUAUUCACUACUAAUUAUAUUAUACAUUCAAUUAAUCAUUUAAAUCAGUGAUUAAUUCAUUAUACACUGCUAGAUAAAGAACUUGUAUUUCUUCAUAAAUAUUUCGUCCUCAAUGUUUCUCUAAAUUAUGUCCAAUAUCUUUAUUUUGCGGUUUUAUUCCAUUGAGCAACUGGAAUUUUACGAAAGACAUUACAAAACACGGCUUGGAAAAGAAAACAAAACGAAGUGCCAUGAAGUUGUCAUCUGGAUUUUCGCCAUUCAUCGGUUUUGUUUUAAGCUUCCGUUCGAGAAAUACAUUGAAUAUAUGAGUAGUAUUUUAUUUGUCUUUCGAACACGUUCAGAACCUGGUCGAUGGCUUUUUUCUUCUUCAGAAACAUAUUCACAAAGGUUACUAGUUUCUAUUGUAACUUCCAACACAAUAAUAAAUCUAUAAGAUGUAGCAGAUAUGAAACAUUCUUAGAAAUAUUAAUAUUCAUCUAGCGGUAUUUUUAGAAAUAUUAAUAUUCAUCUAGCAGCGUAUAUCAGGGGAAACUAAAUACAUUUCGCCUUUUGUGUUUCCGAAUGAGUUUUUGUUGUCAGAUGUUAGUCGCGGUCGAAUCACAUUGCCGUAGGAAGGGAAAUUUGGUGUACUUAAAAAAAGAUUUCACUAAACACUGGUUUAUAUAGUAGUAACAGGUAAGAUAUAUAAUAAGGUUAUUUAAUACAAUUAAGGUGAACAUCGGUAAUUGAAAACUUUUUAUAUUGCUGAUCAGAGAUGGAUAUCAAUUCUAUUGUCCAGCACUGAUUGUCUGAAAAGUAAUAAUGAUGCAGAAUUGAUAACAAGACAAAUCAAUAGCAUAUUUAUUUAUUAACGAACCGGUAAUAAUUGACAAAUGUCCAUUAUGACACGACACCGGUUGCAGCCAUUACUGUGUAUGUAUUUACAUCGUCGUACACAUGAACUCGUGACGUCAUACUUUUGUGUGCAUAUCUUGACGUGUAGUUAAAUUAACACAUUUCAAUUUGUUUAACUUCAAAUUCGACAUUUAACACUGUUCAUGAAUCUCUCUUUUUCAUUGAACACUUCUUGAAUUCAACAGUUCCUGAUAUUAAAUCUCGAUAUCGUUCCGACAUGUUGAUUUUCUGUCUGGAUCUCUUAGUUUGGUUCCAGACGGUGUCUGUAGUUUCGAACUCAGAUGUAUGACAAUUCAUAGUCUCUUCACAUUCUCAAUAUGUCUGAACUGUGGGGUUCUCAGUAUCUGUCCACAGAUGACAGCGAUUUUGUCGAUACUGUCUUCCUUCUGACGUGGUUAUGUUGUUAGAUCUUGGUGCGUCAUUAAAUGAUUUGACAAUUCCGGGCUUCCAUGACUGGUUUUCUUGAAUCCUGAUUUGCUGUCAAGGGACGUAACUCUCUAUUUACCCCCGUCGUAGUAAUUCUUUUGCCGUACUUGAGAUGCUUUCUGUUGGUCAUGUAGCGGUUUCUGGUCCUGUAACCCAAGGCAUCGGACACAGAUUGUCUUUGGACAUUGACAUCAAGGAAUUAUUUACAUGAGUCACAUCCUUAAUAUUUAUUGUCUUUACAGACAAAAGGAAGAUGUUAUACAGAGCAGACAUAUAAGAAGCUGUCAUAGAAAUCCAUUUCUUUAUUCUCUGGAAUGUUUAAGAAAUGGUUUUGCUUUCUAGAUUACAAGUGGAAACAUUUAUGAUGUCGUUUUAAACAUCUGAUAUUGAACAAGAUCACAAUUGCUGAGAAUACUGCAGUAGAAUUAUUUGCUAGAAAUAAUAUAUACUAAAGGAAAGAAGAAAUGGACAAUGAAUUAUCUAAAAAUCAAGGUUAAUCACAAAAUACAUUCUAAAGGGAUUAAUUGUCUUGAUGAUGGUAAAACAUUGUCAAGGAAAAUGAUAAAUAUGCGUGAUAUCAUUCAUGGGAAAAUCACUCUCUUACAAAAGUAACUUGACGUUUUACACAAAUAUUCAUACAGGAGAGAAUUUGCAUGUAAUAUCUGUGGUAAAUCAUUCUUUUGUGAAAAUAACCUUACUACUCACACAAACAUUCACACAGGAGAGAAAUCGUAUGAUUGCAAUAUCUGUGGUAAAUCAUUUUCUGAAAAAGGAGCCCUAAAUGUUCAUAAACGCAUUCAUACAGGAGAGAAACCAUAUCACUGUGAUAUCUGUGGUAAAGCUUUUACUGAGGACGGUACAUUUACAAGACAUAUGGAAGGCGGACAUUAAACGACGAUGAUGAUAAACGACAAUGAAACGUAUUCAUGCAGGAUAGACAUCAUAUCACUGUGAUGUUUGUGGUAAAUCAUUCUCCCAAAAUAACCAACUAACUCUUCAUACAUGCAUUUUAUAUGAGAGAGAAAUUGUAAAGUUAUGAUAUCUUUGGUAAAUCAUUCUCUCAAAGUAUUAACUUGCUAAAUCAAAAACGUCUUCAUAUAAAAGAGAUGCAGUAUCAGUGUGAUAUCUGUGAUAAAUCAUUUUCGAAUAAAAGUCACUUAUCUAGACACAAAUACAUCCAUAGAAGAGAGAAACCAUAUCAUUGUAAUAUCUGUGGUAAAUCAUUCUCAAGAAGUGAUCAUCUAACCCUUCACAAACGCAUUCAUACAGGCGAGAUGCCAUAUCAAUGCAAUAUUUGUGGCAAAUCAUUUUCUGACAAAAGUCACUUAUCUAGACACAAACUUAUCCAUACAGGAGAGAAACCCUAUCACUGUAGUAUCUGUGGUCAAAAAUUUGCUGAGAAUGGUAACUUAACUAUUCAUAAACGCAUUCAUACAGGAGAGAAACCAUAUCAAUGUAAUAUCUGUGGUAAAUCAUUCUCUCAAAAUCAUCAAUUAACUCUUCAUAAAUGCAUUCAUACAGGAGAUAAACCACAUCACUGUGAUAUCUGUGGUAAAUCAUUCUCUCGAAAUCAUCAAUUAACUAUUCAUAAACGCAUCCAUACAGGAGAGAAACCAUAUCACUGUAAUAUCUGUGGUAAAUCAUUCUCUUGUGAAAAUAACCUGACUACUCACACAAACAUUCACACAAGAGAGAAAUCAUAUGAUUGCAAUAUUUGUGGUAAAUCAUUCUCUGUAAAUGGAGCCCUAAAUAUUCAUAAACGCAUCCAUACAGGGGAGAAACCAUAUCACUGUAAUAUCUGUGGUAAAGCUUUUGCUGAGAAUGUUACAUUAACAAGACAUAGACGUAUUCAUACAGGAGAGAAGCCAUAUCACUGUGAUAUCUGUGGUAAAUCAUUCUCUGUAAAUGGAGCACUAAAUAUUCAUAAACGCAUCCAUACAGGAGAGAAACCUUAUCACUGUAAUAUUUGUGGUAAAACAUUUGUUGAGAACAGUAAGUUAACUAGACAUAAACGUAUUCAUACAGGAGAGAUAUAUCACUGUGAUAUCUGUGGUAAAUCAUUCUCUCAAAAUAAUCAAUUAUCUCUUCAUACAUGCAUUCAUGUGGGAGAUGAAUUGUAACAUUAUAAUAUGUGUGGUAAAUCAUUCUCUCAAAAUGUUCAUCUAAAUAUUCACAAAUGUAUUCAUAUAGAAGAGAAACUAUAUAACUGUUAUAUUUGUUGUAAAUUAUUCUCAUGGAAGUAAUCGGACUUGACAUAAGUAUCUUCACAGAGGAGAGAAACCAUAUCACUGUGAUACGUGUGGGAAAGCAUUUUCUUGGAGUCGUCACUUUACUCACAAAUAGACAGGAAAGAAACCAUGUCAUAGUGGUGUGAUGUCUGUGGUGAAUGCAUUUGUACAGGAGAGAAACCAUAUCGCUAUGAGAUCUGUGUUGAAACAUUCUCUCCUCCCAAGAAUCACUUCACUCACCAUUCAUAUAAAAUAGUGUCUGAAUCUGUGAAAAUUUGGAUCAUGGUCAAUAGAGUGUCUUUGUUGGAAAAAUUAUUGUUGAGUAAAUAGAUAUCUAUAAAAUUAUUGGAUAUUCCAUUGAAAGAACAUUUACAAACAUUAUUUCGUUACCAAAAUUUAUGCUUCUAUAGCAGGACUCAUGGAGGUUUUGUAGUGUCAGUCAGCAUAUUUGAGAACAUUAUGUUCAUUUAUUAAACACCAGCAAAGUCAUUCAACAAAUUCAUUUGAAAACCUGCCAUUUAAUUAAAGCUGUACUUUUAAAUAUAAUGCAAAUGAACUUAGAAGUUACUGCUUUUUUUACAGUCUUGAAAUAAAUGUGACAGACAUGAUGUGCUUUAUGGUUUAAGGAAAAGAGAAAGCUUAUUCAUAGAUUGCUACAAUUAUGGCUGAGUGGUAAGGAGUUUGCUUCUCAAUGACAUGGUUCUAGGAUCAGUCCUACUACAUGGCUCCUUAGGCAAGUGUCUUCAACCUUGGUCCGAAUAAAACCUUGUAGAUGGAUUUAGUAUACGUAUGUGUGUGCAUAUUUAUAUAUACACACACAUGUUAAUGCUCCCCUCAAUCAUGAAUGUCCACAGGAUUGAACCUAGAAAGUUCUCCUAGGCACAAGUCCAGACAAAAUGGUUUAUGGAAAACCAGCUGUUCCCCCCACUCUCCACAUCACUGAUGUUACCCAAGGGAAAGGCAAAGGGGCCGAUACAGCUUGGCACCAGUGACAUUGCAAAUCAUUUCUACAGCUGAUUGAGCUGGAACAAUGUGAAAUAAAUUGUCUUGCUGAAGAACAGAACACACAGCCUGGUCAUGUAAUCGAACAUUAUGAUUGUGGGCCUGACGCUAUAACUACUGAGGCAUUUGUAUGCAUACAUAUAUAUGUGUGUGUGUGUGUAUCAAUAAAAGUGAAAUUCUGUCAUUCCA